Molecule: messenger RNA, 5616 nt
Organism: Arvicanthis niloticus (Nile rat)
Lineage: Eukaryota; Metazoa; Chordata; Mammalia; Rodentia; Muridae
Source: RefSeq, a predicted model, not a curated record
AGGGAAGACAAAGUGAUUGUGACCAGAAUGGCCUUGGCCUACCGCUAUGCGUUGGCCCCGUGAGACCCAGAAGCUCUGGAGCCCUGGGACCAUGGAUCCUCUCAAUAGGAACCAGCUAGGCCCUGGAUGCAAGCCCCAGGCUGUGGUGCAGAAGGGGCCGUUGGAUCUGAUUGAGACGGGUCAGGGACUGAAGGUGCAGACGGACAAACCGCAUCUAGUGAGCCUGGGCAGCGGGAGACUCAGCACAGCCAUCACUCUCCUGCCGCUGGAGGAAGGGAGGACAGUGAUUGGUUCUGCAGCCAGGGACAUCUCACUGCAGGGUCCAGGCCUGGCACCAGAGCACUGCUACAUCGAGAAUCUGAGGGGCACUCUCACCCUGUACCCCUGUGGCAAUGCCUGCACUGUUGAUGGACUCCCCGUUCGGCAGCCCACCCGGCUCACUCAGGGCUGCAUGUUAUGUCUGGGUCAAUCCACCUUCCUGCGUUUUAACCACCCAGCUGAAGCCAAGUGGAUGAAGAGUAUGAUUCCAGCGGGGGCCCGGGCCCCAGGGUCCACCUAUAACCCUGGCUCUGCUGAAUCAGAGAGCCUGGUCAAUGGGAACCACACAGCACAGCCUCCAACCCGGGCACCUUCAGCCUGUGCCAGCCACAGUUCCCUGGUGAGCUCUAUUGAAAAGGACCUGCAGGAAAUCAUGGACUCGCUGGUGCUUGAGGACCCUGGAGCUGCAGGCAAGAAGCCUGCAGCCACAUCCCCGUUGUCGCCAAUGGCUAAUGGCGGGCGCUACCUGUUGUCCCCUCCAACCAGCCCCGGUGCCAUGUCUGUGGGCUCCAGCUAUGAGAACACCUCUCCAGCCUUCUCUCCACUUUCCUCACCAGCUAGCAGCGGAAGCUGUGCCAGCCACUCACCAAGUGGGCAGGAGCCAGGACCUUCUGUGCCCCCACUGGUGCCUGCCCGUUCCUCCAGCUACCAUUUGGCUCUGCAACCUCCACAGUCUCGCCCAAGUGGUUCCCGCUCCUCUGAAAGUCCCCGGCUUGCCAGAAAAGGGGGUCAUGAGAGGCCUCCCAGCCCCGGUCUCCGAGGUCUUUUGACUGACAGUCCUGCAGCCACAGUCUUGGCUGAGGCCCGCAGAACCACUGAGAGCCCCCGGCUAGGUGGGCAGUUGCCUGUGGUGGCUAUCAGCCUGAGUGAACAUCCAUCUUCCGGUGCUCGAAGCCAACCCACCAGUAUUCCUGGCAGCCCCAAGUUCCAGUCUCCAGUGCCUGCUCCCCGAAACAAGAUCGGCACACUCCACGACCGCCCUCCCAGUCCUUUCCGUGAGCCCCCAGGCACAGAGCGAGUACUAACAACCAGCCCCUCUCGACAGUUGGUGGGCAGAACAUUUUCAGAUGGGUCAGCAACUCGUACCCUCCAGCCACCUGAGAGUCCCCGCCUGGGCCGGCGGGGCCUGGAUAGUAUGCGGGAACUGCCCCCACUGAGUCCAUCUCUGUCUCGAAGGGCUCUGUCCCCACUGCCAGCCCGGACUGCCCCAGAUCCUAAGCUCAGCAGGGAAGUGGCCGAGAGCCCCCGGCCCCGGCGCUGGGCAGCCCAUGGAACUUCACCUGAGGACUUCUCCCUGACUGUAGGAGCACGGGGCCGCAGGACUCGGAGUCCCUCGCCCACACUUGGGGAGUCCCUGGCACCUCGCAAGGGCAGCUUCAGUGGCAGGCUGAGCCCAGCCUACAGUCUGGGCUCUCUUACUGGGGCUUCACCUCGUCAGAGCCCCCGUGCUCAGAGAAAGCUUUCCAGUGGGGACUUGCGGGUGCCCAUCCCACGGGAGAGGAAAAAUAGCAUCACCGAGAUCAGCGACAACGAAGAGGAUCUCCUGGAGUACCAUCGUCGGCAGCGCCAAGAGCGGCUCAGGGAGCAGGAGAUGGAGAGGCUGGAGCGCCAGCGCCUGGAGACCAUCCUGAACCUGUGUGCCGAGUACAGCCGAGCUGACGGGGGACCUGAGGCUGGGGAACUGCCCAGUAUUGGAGAGGCCACGGCAGCGCUGGCAUUGGCAGGCAGAAGGCCCUCAAGAGGCUUGGCAGGAGCCAUCGUGGUCUCUGGGAGGAGCGGCGAGGAGUCUGGAGGUGCCUCCCAGCGCCUGUGGGAGAGCAUGGAGCGCUCUGAUGAAGAGAACCUCAAAGAAGAGUGUAGCAGCACAGAGAGCACCCAGCAGGAGCAUGAAGAUGCUCCCAGCGCGAAGCUCCAAGGAGAGGUGCUGGCUGUGGAAGAAGAGCGGGCUCAGGUUCUCGGGCGUGUGGAGCAGCUGAAGGUCCGAGUGAAGGAACUGGAACAGCAGCUGCAGGAAGCAGCCCGAGAGGCUGAAAUGGAGAGAGCUCUGCUGCAGGGGGAGAGGGAGGCAGAGCGAGCACUGCUGCAGAAGGAGCAAAGGGCCGUGGACCAGCUGCAGGAGAAGUUGGUGGCCUUGGAGACAGGCAUCCAGAAGGAGAGGGACAAGGAGAGGGCGGAGCUGGCCGCGGGACGGAGGCACCUGGAGGCCCGCCAGGCGCUCUACGCCGAGCUCCAGACGCAGCUCGAUAACUGCCCCGAGUCAGUGCGGGAACAGUUACAGGAGCAGCUGAGAAGGGAGGCAGACGCUCUAGAGACGGAGACAAAGCUCUUUGAGGACCUGGAGUUCCAGCAGCUGGAGCGGGAGAGUCGCGUGGAGGAGGAGCGGGAGCUGGCCGGCCAAGGGCUGCUCAGAAGCAAGGCUGAGUUGCUGCGCAGCGUGAGCAAGAGAAAGGAGCGCCUAGCUGUACUGGACAGUCAGGCUGGGCAGAUCAGGGCCCAAGCAGUACAGGAAUCAGAGCGUCUGGCCCGGGAAAAGAAUGCCGCCCUGCAGCUACUGCAAAAGGAGAAGGAGAGGCUGACUGUGCUUGAAAGGAGAUAUCAUUCGCUCACGGGUGGCAGGCCUUUCCCGAAGACCACCUCCACCCUCAAAGAGAUGGAGAAGCUGCUGCUCCCUGCUGUAGACUUAGAGCAGUGGUACCAGGAGCUGAUGGCCGGGCUGGGGACUGGCCUUGCUGCUGCCUCCCCUCGCUCCUCUCCCCCGCCUCUGCCUGCCAAAGCUUCCCGUCAGCUGCAGGUUUACCGCUCCAAAAUGGAUGGUGACGCGGCCAGCUCCCUGCCCAGGGCACGCAGUGGCCCUCUCCCCUCCUCCUCAGGCUCCUCGUCCUCUUCUUCACAGCUCAGCGUGGCUACCCUGGGCCGUAGUCCUUCCCCAAAGAGUGCUCUGCUCGCCCAGAAUGGCACCAGUAGCCUUCCUCGCAACCUGGCAGCCACGCUGCAGGACAUUGAGACCAAGCGCCAGCUGGCCCUACAGCAAAAGGUCGAGUUACCUCCUGCCGAGCCCCUCCCACCCGAAGACCCAGCAGGGCACCAAGUGAUCGAGGAGCAACGGAGGCGACUGGCUGAGCUGAAGCAAAAAGCAGCCGCCGAGGCUCAGUGCCAGUGGGACGCCUUGCAUGGUGCAGCUCCCUUUCCAGCGGGUCCCCCGGGCUUCCCCGCACUCAUGCACCAUUCCAUCCUUCACCACCUGCCGGCCGGCCGGGAGCGUGGAGAGGAGAGCGAACACGCUUACGACACCCUGAGCCUGGAGAGUUCAGACAGCAUGGAGACCAGCAUCUCCACAGGAGGCAAUUCAGCCUGCUCCCCUGACAACAUGUCCAGUGCCAGUGGUCUGGACAUGGGCAAGAUCGAGGAAAUGGAGAAGAUGCUAAAGGAAGCUCACGCAGAGAAGAGCCGGCUCAUGGAGUCCAGGGUGAGGCUGACUGGAACCAGGAGGCAGCAGGUGGAGCGGGAGAUGGAGCUAAGGAGGCAGGCCCUGGAGGAGGAGCGGCGGAGGCGGGAACAAGUGGAGCGGAGGCUGCAGAGUGAGAGCGCCCGUAGGCAGCAGCUGGUGGAGAAAGAAGUCAAGCUCCGGGAGAAACAGUUCUCCCAGGCACGACCUCUUACUCGUUAUCUUCCCAACCGGAAAGAAGACUUUGAUCUGAAAACCCACAUAGAGUCGUCAGGCCACGGGGUGGACACCUGUCUACACGUGGUACUUAGCAGCAAGGUCUGCCGUGGCUACCUGAUCAAGAUGGGGGGCAAGAUUAAAUCGUGGAAGAAGCGCUGGUUUGUCUUCGAUCGGCUGAAGCGCACCCUUUCCUAUUAUGUGGACAAACAUGAGACGAAGCUGAAGGGGGUCAUCUACUUCCAGGCCAUCGAAGAAGUGUACUACGACCACCUGCGCAGCGCAGCCAAGAGUCCAAAUCCGGCCCUCACCUUCUGUGUGAAGACCCAUGACCGGCUAUACUACAUGGUGGCCCCAUCUGCAGAGGCCAUGCGCAUCUGGAUGGACGUCAUCGUCACAGGAGCUGAAGGCUACACUCAAUUCAUGAACUAACCACCAGGCACCUCCUGGGUUCCCCAGGUCAGCCCCAGGACUCUAUGCCCUGCCACUUGCUGCUCUGCUUGUUCCUGGAGACAGUGGCACAUUGGGCACGGGGCCUCAAAGGUUCAGGAUGUAGUUGAGUACCCCAGGGCUUUUGUGCAAGAAGACAAAUUGUUUUAUGAGGAGUUUGGUGCUCGGGAAUUGGGCUUCGGUCCCUAAGGAGCCAGCAGAGAGGGAAGAAGUCGCCUCCUGGGAGUCCAGAAGCGCAGGGUUCCCUCCUGGGUCCAGCAGGCUGAAGAGGUGUAGCUAAGCUGUGCUCUCAGCUCUGUUCUGGUCCCUCACACACCCCAGCUUGUUUUCUCUUGUAAAGGACAUAUUAUGGUACCAAAAUCUGCCAAAGAUCCCCUUUUCAUCUCAUCCCCUCUGCGGGGACCUGGGGGGUCCUGAGCAGAGCCGUAUGUAGAACUGGGGAGCAGGCCUGCACUCCUCGCCCCUGGUCUGCCUCCUCCUCUCCCCACCUCCCACUUUCCACUACUCAGCUCAAGGACCAGAGACCUCAAGUGUUAUUCUCGAGGUCCAGCCCCAUCAUCCUUGUCUCCAUGGUGACUGCUUCCUCACCAUGGUUACACACUAAUUGCCAUGGCCACUCUGUGGCUCUGCCCACUGCUUCAGCUGUGGGCCACAUGAGGGUACGUGCCAUCAUCUCUCCAACCCAGGCCUGGGGGCACGUCACAUGGUGGGAGGAGAUGGAAUUCCUCCCAGCUGCAGUGUGUCUCUAGCCUCCAGCCCAACCCUCUCCCUUUUACUGUGCCUUGCUUAGAGCCAGAAGGGAUGAUGUCCGGGGAUCUGAGACCAGAGGAACAGCAUCACUGAGGGGAGAGGAAGCUAAGAGGCCCGCCCUCCCAUUCUGACAGGACUAGUUCUCAGUAAGGAACAAGGGUAGCUCAGAGUGCCCGAAAAGAAGCCUGAGUUGGGGGUGGAGCGGGCAGAAGCAGAGGCCCUGAACUGUAGUAACCUCCCUUCAGUUUCCCAAAGGCGAUGGGAAAGGAGAAUGGGGGGAUCGAGUCUCCAGCUGGCUGGCCUCAGCCUUGCGCCUUAACACUAAGCCACCCUCCCUGCCCUUCCCAGCACUGGGCCCUUGGUUGCUGGGCCUGGCUGGGUGUUUUGCAGUAUUUGUAAGCAUUUCAGCAGAACAAUAAAAGCAUUUUGACUAUGUA